Molecule: messenger RNA, 1825 nt
Organism: Talaromyces proteolyticus
Lineage: Eukaryota; Fungi; Ascomycota; Eurotiomycetes; Eurotiales; Trichocomaceae
Product: putative RecQ family helicase RecQ
Exons: 4
Coding region: 34-1689 (551 amino acids)
Biological process (GO): double-strand break repair via homologous recombination
Cellular component (GO): cytoplasm; chromosome
Molecular function (GO): nucleic acid binding; four-way junction helicase activity; 3'-5' DNA helicase activity
Source: RefSeq, a predicted model, not a curated record
GGUCUAUCAUGACGCAAAACAUGCCCCACAGAGAUGGUAGAUUGUCAAAAUCGACACCCUAGGGUGGACAUUGAUUUUACCCUGCGACGCGUAUUUGGUAAAUCAUCUUUUCGUCCUCUUCAACGUGAAGUUAUAGCGGCAGCUAUAGAUGGCCAAGAUGUUUUCUUACAAGCUGCUACUUCAUUUGGAAAGAGUUUGUGCUUUCAGCUGCCUGCCGUUGUCAGUCAUGGUGUCACACUCGUGGUAUCGCCACUUCUUUCUCUUAUGAUAGAUCAAGUAGCCGCACUCGAGGCCAAUGGAGUACCCGUUGCUACUAUCAAUGGUAACACGCCAUAUGCCGAAAGAAGAACAAUCAUGGACGACCUUUUGUCUGGUCAUCCAAAAAUUCGAUUACUUUAUGUGACUCCUGAGUUCUGCAGCACCGAGACUUUUCGGCGGAAUCUCAUAAGGAUCUAUGCACAAGGAGAACUAAACCGUGUAGCCAUAGACGAGGCUCAUUGUAUUAGCGAAUGGGGCCACGACUUUCGACCAGCAUAUAAAGAACUCUCUUGGUUCAAGAACAAUUUCAAACAUCCUCCAGUGCCCAUCACAGCACUUACUGCAACUGCAACGCCUCCUGUGCGCAUGGAUAUUAUCAACUUAUUAGGCCUCGAUGUCAGAACGCUGAAGAUGUUCAACACCUCAUCUGCCCGCCCUAAUAUCCACUAUGAAGUACGGUACGUGGAGGGUGAAUCCAAUGACUGUACUAUGGGAGAAUCUGAGGACCCUAAAAUACAGCACUUGUUGUCAUGGUUGAAACUCGUCCGUGGCCGGCGUGACUCUCGUCUUAACCCUAGUGCGCAAAGGGAGUUGACAAGAACGAAGGCUCCUUCAAUGUCUGGGAUUAUUUACGUACCAUUACGAUCGGUUGCCGACUGGCUUGCCCGCAUGCUUUCAGGCUCGGAUAAUGAUAUUCGAGCAGUAGCUUAUCAUGCCGGACUGCCAAAUAGUGAGCGAAACCGAAUCCAGACAAUGUGGACAUCAAAGGGACCGGCCCCGGUUCAAGACAACGAGCCAGUCCCUGCCUUCUCGAUAAUCGUAGCCACAGCUGCGUUUGGUAUGGGGAUAGACAAUCCUCAUGUUCGCUUUGUAGUUCACUGGACACCUCCGCGAAGCUUCGAGGGGUUUGUCCAGGAAUCUGGUCGUGCUGGGAGAGAUGGACGCGCAGCAAUGUCUAUUGUAUAUUACAGCUACGAGGAGCGCGAGAGAGUCUCAGAGAGGAUAAAAAUGGAUGAAAACCCUAAGGCAGGCUCUCGUCGCCGCUACAUGCCACAAACUGCCGCCAGCAAAGAGCAUUCAUUGAAAGCACGUGUUGAAAGCUUUCAAAAAGUUGUCCAAUACUGUGAAAGUACAUGGCGAUGUAGACAUGAGAUCAUCAAGGAUUUUUUUGGUGACUUUGAGCUUGAGAUGAUGGGAAGUACUCAAGCAGAUAUUUCCAGCCAAUUUGUGUUAUCAUCAUCGCCACUAGACGAAGAGCUUCCCACGUCGCCUUGUGAUUUUGCAUGUGAUGUUUGCAAGUACGGUGCAGAGGAAAUUAAAAAACGAAAAGAAAAAAUUGAUGCAAACGAUGAUAAUAGCACCGCGUGCCAGAGGGGCAUAGCAAGAGUACAGCCUUUUCACGCGGUUCUCAGCUUACGAUUGGACCACUAGUUAACUAAAAGGCCACAUGGUAGAAAGGCCAAUUCUUGCAUCCAACAGCAGGUGCAUUGAUUAUAUAGAUCAUAUGAUAACGAGUGGUCAGCGACUUUUUUCUUCGGUGUCAUUAGAGUUUGUCCGGAAAUCUACA